AUGAGGAUUCCUCAGGCAGUAUUGUUCCUGCUCGCGUUCGUCACAACUAUCCAUGCGCUCGCAUUGCCCGCCUACCUCGAGUCAUUUACCGAGUCUUCGAAAGAACUCUUCAAGCGCAAGGGCGGUGGAGGUGGAGGCGGUAGAGGAGGUGGAGGUGGUGGUCGCAGCUCUGGCGGAUCUUCAAGCGGUUCUCGCGGAGGGUCGUCCGGAGGAGGAUCAUCAGGCGGUAGCAGUCGCACUUCCAACAUCGGUGGCUCUACGAAAAGCGGCAGUGGAGUGCGGCCAUCAUACGGCGGGAGAUAUUAUGGUGGCGGUGCCGCCGUGCCAUACCAGGCUGGAAAUCGAUCUCCUCGUGGCGUCGCCCCGGCUCUGAUCGGCGGUGGUGCUGUUCUGCUUUUGUUCCCUGCUCUCGCGUACGGCGCCUACUCUUACGGCUACCCUGGAUACUACAACUACUACAACCGGACGAGCCAGACGAAUGAGUCGCACCCUAUGGACUGCUACUGCGGUCGUUACCAGGCCUGUGGAUGCGAGCAGAACAAUGAGACCGAGUACUUGAACUCCGUGGCGAACAACGCCAGCGUUGCAAAGCUGGUGAACGGCACGUUGAUCGUCGACGGCACACUGGAGAACGGCACUACUGCUGCCGGAGGCGAGGGAGCUGCCAGCAGUCUGCAGCAAGGCUUGUACGGGAUGUCAGGCAUUUGGGUCGUGCUGGCGGGUGUCACUUACACCAUGUGGUUCAUGUGA
Ramularia collo-cygni is the source of this 750-nucleotide messenger RNA. RefSeq lists its product as uncharacterized. The transcript has a single exon. The record is from RefSeq and is a predicted model, not a curated record. Bases 1 to 750 code for a protein of 249 amino acids. Lineage: Eukaryota; Fungi; Ascomycota; Dothideomycetes; Mycosphaerellales; Mycosphaerellaceae.